UCGUCGGAAAUCGAUCUAUGGGACACGGUGAAGAUCGACGAUUUUCUGAUCGUGGAAAAAAUUCUUGAUAGACGCAUCAUAAAUGGCAGACUGCAAUAUAAGGUGCGCUGGUUCGGCUUUUCAGAGGACGAUGACACAUGGGAGGACUUUUAUAAAUUGGAUCCUGUCUCUUUCUUAUUGGACGAAUUCGAUGACAAUUACAUGGAUGCUGAUGACAAUUACAUGGAUGCUGAUGACAAUUUGGCGGAGCAAGAAUUGGUCACCGAUCCGCAUUUGGUACGAAAUUAUUCCAGUCUUAUUCUUGCUUGCAAAAGAUUCUGGCACUCACUUUCUGCGAUGUUCUUUGAAUUACUCGAUUUGAUACGAUUGUACAGCUUUGAAUUCUUUCGAAGAAUGUUCAAUGUGCUCUAG
Messenger RNA from Gongylonema pulchrum, 411 nucleotides. Lineage: Eukaryota; Metazoa; Nematoda; Chromadorea; Rhabditida; Gongylonematidae. The record is from the annotation of a GenBank genome assembly.